Molecule: messenger RNA, 804 nt
Organism: Oncorhynchus masou masou (cherry salmon)
Lineage: Eukaryota; Metazoa; Chordata; Actinopteri; Salmoniformes; Salmonidae
Product: homeobox protein HMX3-A-like
Exons: 3
Coding region: 1-804 (267 amino acids)
Biological process (GO): regulation of transcription by RNA polymerase II
Cellular component (GO): nucleus
Molecular function (GO): RNA polymerase II transcription regulatory region sequence-specific DNA binding; DNA-binding transcription factor activity, RNA polymerase II-specific
Source: RefSeq, a predicted model, not a curated record
AUGAGCAAAGUGGACGCGUCAUGCAAGCCGACUGCCGCGUCUCUCAAAUUCACCAUAGACAAUAUUCUGAACCUGCAGACAUACUCGAGCGGUAACAACGAGCCGGAUAACGACUGUAGCCCAACCGGAGGACCCAAGGCCGUCGCUAUCACCCGGGAAGACUCGUUACAGAUCACCGACAAAUGCUUCGAAAGCGGGGACAGCGGCGACGACUGCUCCUCGACGCAUCACACCGGAGACGGUGAUAGCAGCGGCAAGAAAAAACAACUGUUAAUAACCAAGAAAAAAACUCGCACAAUCUUCUCCAAGAGACAGAUCUUUCAGUUGGAAUCUACUUUCGAUAUGAAGCGGUACCUUAGCAGCGCCGAGCGCGCCUGCCUCGCCAGUUCUCUCCAGUUAACGGAAACGCAGGUCAAAAUCUGGUUCCAGAACCGAAGGAAUAAAUUGAAAAGACAGAUUUCAACAGCACUAGAUGGUCCCAACGGUGAUUUCUCCGACGCGGGUCCGGGGAAGGCUCUGCAGCUCCCGGCCUUGUACAAAGACAAUAACCUGCUGGGGAGAUGCUUGAUGCCGAUGCCCCUGCCCAUCGUAUACCCUGGCAAAGCCUCGUCAUUCACAGUCUUGGUUAAAACGCCUUGCGCCGCAGUCUCCACGCAGGGAAACGGCGAUCAGAUGGAGCUGCUCGAGCCCUGGCCGAGGGCGCACUAUAGGUCCGCGCGGGUUAUCCGCCCCUGUCCGCUAUAUCUGCUCGACGCCCAAGGGCCUCCCAUGGGAACGCGCCUGCGCACUUUCACCAUCAAUUAA